AUGACAAGAGGUUUUAAAGAAAAACUAGGUGAAGGAGGUUAUAGUUGUGUUUACAAAGGAAAGCUUCGAAGUGGACAUCAUGUAGCAGUCAAAAUGCUUGGAAAAUCAGGAGGAAAUGGGCAAGACUUUACGACUGAAAUAUCAACUAUUGGAAGGGUACAUCAUGUCAAUGUGGUGCAACUUAUUGGAUAUUUUGCACAAGGCUCCAAGCGUGGCCUCGUCUUUGAUUUCAUGCCCAAUGGUUCUCUUGAAAAGUACCUCCUCAAUCGAGAAAUGAUGAAUUAUUUAAAUUGGAAUACAAAGUUUGAUAUUGCCGUUGGAAUAGCUCAAGGAAUUGAAUAUUUGCAUCAAGGGUAUGAUAUCCAGAUUCUUCAUUUUAACAUCAAGCCUAACAACAUACUCCUCGACCAGAACUUCAUCCCCAAAAUAUCUGAUUUCGGGCUAGCCAAGUUGUACUCCACCGAGAAGAAGAUUCCAGAGGUUCCAUCAUUACAAUCAACCCAAAUUUCAUCAUCAAAAUCAACCCAAAUUGCUGCAAAUGAGGAAGAGAGUUGGCUUACAGAUGCAACUGAUUCUGUAUCAUUGCUCCAUUAUAACAAUGCCAGCACCUUUGAGAUUACUACUGCAUGA
This is a messenger RNA of Salvia hispanica, 630 nucleotides long. The record is from RefSeq and is a predicted model, not a curated record. Lineage: Eukaryota; Viridiplantae; Streptophyta; Magnoliopsida; Lamiales; Lamiaceae.